AUGGCAGCCUAUGGCGCUCUGCUUUCUCUUACAAACACCAUACAGCAAAUCCAAAAUCACCCUCGCCCACCCACUUCCCUCGACAAACUACAAAUCAAACCACUUAUCCAAAUGGUUGCUUUCUUGAUGCAGUUUCUUGAAAACUAUAUUAUUGAUGAUGCAGAUGUCAUGGAGGGCCGUAUGAUUGAUGCGGCUCACGAGGCAGAGGAUAUAAUUGAGUCCUACAUUGCCGAUCAUAUUGAGGCUCGUGGUGAAGCUAACACCAGUUCAAAGGACGACGAGUCUUGGUAUGGAGAGCUGCAGACAGUGAUGGACGACUUGGAUUCCAUCACAAAAGACGUGGCUGCUGUUAAAGAGAAGGCGGGGAAAAAAAUUGCUCCUUCUUCCACGGAGAAUGACGCCAUGCUGGGUUCCGAUGAUAUCAUGAACGGCAUCAUGGCUAAGCUGAACCACAGUCCUUAUUCGGAGGGGGACGACACGAUAGUGGGUUCCGAUGAUGUCAUGAACGACAUCAUGGAUAAGCUGACCAAUAAACAAUCCGGUCGUUGGAUCAUCGCGAUUGCCGGCAUGGGCGGUAUUGGUAAGACCACUCUUGCUAAAAGAAUUUACGAAAAUCCACUUAUUGUGGAACAAUUUGAUAUUCGCGGAUGGGCCACAGUCUCUCAAGAAUUUGAUUCGAAAAGGAUAUUGUUACAAGUCCUCGACUGUUUUAAAAAAACCAUGGGGAGUGAGGACAGUGAACAUGAAGAAUUAGGAAAAAAACUGUAUCAGAGCUCAUAUGGCCGACGAUAUCUGAUUGUGAUGGAUGACAUUUGGGGUACGGACGCAUGGGACGGGGUCAAGCGCUUCUUUCCGGUUAACAACAACGGGAGCAAAGUACUAAUAACUACUAGGCCAUCGAAACUAGCUUUGCAACUGGAUGGCCCAGACUACUUUCAGAUGCCUUUUCUGAAGGUGGACGAAAGUUGGAAUCUGCUGAGUAGGUUUGUGUUUCAGGAACAAGGGUGCCCGCCGGAACUGGAAGAGAUUGGUAAGGACAUUGCCAGGAACUGCAGAGGCCUUCCAUUGUCAAUUGUCGUGAUCGGAGGACUCCUAGCAAAGUCUGAACAGACACGGGAAAACUGGAAACACGUUGCAGAAAAUUUAAGCUCGAUUGUGAAUUUAGAGAAGGACGAGCGUUGCUUUAGAAUACUAAAGUUGAGCUACAAUCAACUACCAGUCCACCUGAAGCCGUGUUUUCUCUACAUGGGCAUGUUCCCGGAAGAUCACUCGAUUCACGUCCCCACGCUCCUCAAGCUAUGGGUUGCUGAAGGAUUCGUUAAACCGGUUGCUGGUAAAAGCUUGGAAACCGCUGCGAGAGUAGUGUACCUACAUGAUCUCAUCCUCAGAAACCUAAUAUUGGUUCGUGAGUUGGGCCCUACCCGAAGAAUAAAACGGUGCGGAAUGCACGAUCUCCUGAGAGACCUAUGCAUAAAGGAAGCCGAGAAAUACAAAUUCUUCCGCACGACAACGGAAACAACACACAACAUUGACGACCACGACCAAAGUUGGCUCACCCAACGUCGUAUCGGCUUUCACCAAGCCAGGAAGUAUAUUCCCCAUUCACUCCCUGAAGCUGUGCAAUCAGCAUCACGCGUGCGAACUCUGAUAUGUAUCGUUGAUGGAACCUUACCAUCUCUAGUUCCUUUUCGAUUGCUUAGAGUAGUGAAUGGAUUUAUUUGCAGAAAUAAAUAUUCUGAACUGGAAUUUUUUCUUCCUGUCAACUUGUGCCACCUGGUCGUCCGAUUGAUUGAAUUUCCUGUAGAAUUUUUUUAUCGACUCUGGAAUUUACGGACGUUAAUAGUUGAUCACGCCUUUAAGUGGCCGGUGCUAAACAUCUGGCGUAUGCCCCAACUCAGGCACGUCAAGGUAUGGAGUCUCCGGCUCACAAAUCCUCCUCCAAUGGAUGAAGAAAAUGGUUGGAUGGUGUUGGAGAAGCUAGAGACACUCGAGAGCAUAGAUAACUUGAGGUUAGGUGAGGAAGUGAUUAAGAGAAUCUCCAAUAUCAAGAAGCUGGGACUUUGGUACUCUGGUUCCAAUGUAUUAUUAUCACUGGCCGAUUAUGGUCUCCACAAUCUCUGCCGACUACAUAAGCUGGAGGCCCUUUCAUGCUCUAUUGAUCCGAGGCCAGGUGGGGAAAGGUACUUGAUGAUCACAUUCCCAAUUUCGCUCAGAAAGCUGAAUCUGUCCGGCACGCAGCUCGGGUGGGAAGAAAUGGGGACAAAGAUAGGGAAAUUGCCAUACCUGGAGGAGCUCCAUCUAUGUACUUACGCGUUCGUGGGGCCCGAGUGGGAAACAGACGAUGGAGGAUUCCAGAACCUAAAAUACUUGCGAAUCCACCAUUGCCGAGAUCUGGAGCAGUGGAGGGCUGAGGCCACGCACUUCCCGCGCCUCGAGAGGCUCGACCUAGAAUCUCUAGACAAGCUGAAAGAAAUCCCAUUGGAAAUUGGGGAUAUACACACGCUUAGGGAGAUAUACUUGCAUGAUUGUGCUGACUCUGCCGUGCUUUCUGCAAAGAAGAUAUCAGAGGAACAAGAAGAGUGUUAUGGAGAAGUAGGGCUUCAGAUUAAUGUUUGGCUAGAUUGCAUAGAGACUCAACUACGAAAGGAGAAUUUGAGUAGUCGGAACUUUACAGUUACGUGA
Messenger RNA from Striga asiatica, 2682 nucleotides. The record is from the annotation of a GenBank genome assembly. Lineage: Eukaryota; Viridiplantae; Streptophyta; Magnoliopsida; Lamiales; Orobanchaceae.